Messenger RNA from Cylindrotheca closterium, 1332 nucleotides. The record is from the annotation of a GenBank genome assembly. Lineage: Eukaryota; Bacillariophyta; Bacillariophyceae; Bacillariales; Bacillariaceae.
AUGAGACAGCCAGCAAGCUCCUCCUCUCAAGAGGCCUACGAACUGGCACGAGACUUUCAUGAGCAAAGCUUUGAAUACUCCAGAAGACCAGACCUCACCUCCCAGUACCCAAGAGUUUCCUUGGAGGAUCUCCAAAAGACUCAACUAUUGGGAAGUGGCGCGUUUGCUACGGUGGUUGCCGUUCGCGUGACUUCCGAAGCCUCCUUGGAGCAGACGCAGCAAAAACGAAGUCGUCAGGUGUCCAAUAUCUCCAGCUGCAGCACACAAAUAAUCGACUGUUCUGCAGACGAUGAACUAUUUGGUGAAGAAGACCAAGAACAACAGCAGCAAGACAGAUAUGCAUUGAAGCAACUCAAGUCCAGCCUUGAUCAGGAAGACUUGCACCGAGCAGUCGCAGAUUUAGUGACCGAAGCUCGGUUACUAGCGGAAAUCAAUCAUCCUCACAUCGUCCGACUCCGCGCUAUUUCCAGUGGACCCAAAUUUGAUAAGGGAUUUUUCAUUGUGAUUGAUCGCUUUCGUGCCACCCUUGUCAAGAGGAUUGAAGAAUGGAAGAUGGAAGAAAAACACAUUUCGGGAUUGAAGGGAAGAAUGCAUGACUGGAAUGGACACAGACGCACCGCUCUCUUUCAAGAACGUCUACGGGCGGCCCGUGAUUUGGGAUCCGCAUUGCAAUACCUUCAUGAAAACCGCAUUGUCUUUCGAGACCUCAAGGAAGAGAAUGUGGCCUUUGACAAGGAUGGACAAAUUCAACUCUUUGACUUUGGCCUUGCUAAGGAAUUGCCAAAAUUGAGACACAAGGACGACCUUUACAAUAUGACUCCCCACACUGGUACUUUGAAAUACAUGGCCCCGGAAGUGGCUUUGGGUCAACCCUACAACGAAUCUUGCGACGUCUACUCGUUUGCCAUUCUCUUGUGGGAGAUGCUUUCCCUCAAGAGAGCCUUUUCCGCUCAUACCAACAAGGAAAUUGAGGAAUCGGUGGUCCGACCUCCUUUUAAACGACCCACCCGUAAUCAAAGUUGGCCCCAAGAAUUGAGCUUUAUGAUGCACAAGGCCUGGUCGCCCCGCAUCUGCGAUAGACCCAGUUCCAAGGAAAUGGAACUCAUGCUCAUGGACUUGUGUUUGGAAGACAAUCUCCAAAACAAACGCCACUCGAUUGUGGUGCACAAGAGUCUUUCGAUUCGCAAAUCAAAGCUUCACCUCUUUCACCACAAACGUUCGGGACACUCGGACCAUCAUCAGCAUCCCCAUCAAGAUACAGAUGAUUGCUGCAGUUCAUCGAAUCAGGAUCACGAGAACGAGGACCCAUUAUUGUCCGUCAGCGUUCACUAG